UUGGUUACAAAUUUUCUGAACCUACUUUUCACCUCGACAUAAAGUAGAGUUGGCAACAACGCACAACUUUGUCACAAUCAGAUAAAACUUUUCCCCGCAACAAACAUAAUUCACACUUAUCUACGAUAACACAAAUGAUAUGAAAUCGCCUAUGUCUGUGUAUUACGAACCGUAAUCGCAUCCCAGAGCAGGUUAAAAAUGCUGUUGUUCCAUCUGUUCUUCUAUAUCCUCGUAACCUCAGCGGAAGAAACCUACGAAAAUUCAACUGACAUCUGCAAACGAUGCUCCUGCAACGACGCCCAAAUUUUCGAACUAGACUGUAGCAACCACAACAUAACUUUAAUGCUGGCAAAUUGGCCAACCCAGAAACCCAUCAAGGCUACCUUCACAGGAAACAACUUCACCAAGCUCGAAAAACUCCCCCCCACUGAGUCUUUCGUGGAAAUCGUCCUCUCAAAAUGCAACAUCCAGUCUCUGGAUUCUGCCGUUUUUGAUACCGCUACUAAGACGAAAUUGGUGGAUUUGAGCUACAACCUUCUGCUUUCCGAAGAAGUGACUUCUGAUAAGUUUCGGGGACCAAUCAAGGACAAUCGACCACAACCAAUAGGCAUCGAGGAUUUGAAUUUGGCCUAUAAUCAAAUCCACUCUUUGAACAAAGACGUGUUCGAGUUCUUGCCGAAUUUGACACGGUUGAAUUUGGAAGGGAACGACUUUAGAGUGUUGGAUGCUCAUACUCAGUUGGCUCUAGCGAACGUUCCAGAGCUCACGAGUCUCAAUUUGGCGAACAAUGAAUUGACGGAGUUGAUUCCUGACGCUAUCGAGAAGCUAACGAAAUUAGUGGUGUUGGACUUGUCGAAGAACGAUUUGGAUUUUGUUCCCUACAGUUUGGAGAAGGUGGGGACGAGUCUCGAAGUGCUGAUUGUGGACGACAACCCGAUUUUUGAAAUGGCAGAAAACACAUUUUCGAAACUGCCCAACAUCGUCGAAAUCUCCGCCAACAACCUCACCCAACUCACCCAUAUCAACGCGAGCACGUUUGCCUCAAACCUCAAACUAACCAAAUUGAGUCUGCGCAACAACGUCGCCCUCCAAGCCAUCGACCCGGCUGCCUUCUCACCUCAAUCAACCCUCAAAGAGCUCCACCUGGACAACACCAACCUCACCGGCCUGCCGCUUUCUCUCCUCAACUGGACAUCCCUCGACAGCCUCACUCUACAGGGUGCACCCCUCACGUGCAACUGCGACCUCUUCCGCAUCUCCGCCUCGCUGCCUCAUACCGCCAACAACAACGAAGACGGGCCGAUCUGUACCGACCCCCUCACCUCAAACCGCAACCACAUCCUUUUUUUCAGUAGCGACAUCUGUGAGGCAAAAAAACCUAUUAACAAAACAAAAGAAGAUCCUGAUAGUAUUUGCACAUCCUGUGGUUGUUGGACAAGCGAGGAUGACCUAGUUAUGAACAUAAACUGCGCCAACAAGAAUUUGGAACAUGUAGGGGGUUAUUGGGAAGUCAAAAAGGAAACGAAAUUUGUGAAGAUCAGUUUCGCCGGGAAUGAGAUGCCAACCUUGGAAGCUUUGCCUCAGACCGACGCCGUGGUCGAGAUUGUCUUGACUAGGUGCAACAUCAGGUAUCUCAGGCCGAGUUUGUUCGCUGACACUCCAAAUGUGAAGUUUGUGGAUUUGAGCUACAACGCUCUGCCAGCGAAAGAACUCUCCUCUGAAAACUUCAGAGGUCCCUUCAACAACACCUUCGCCUUGGAACACCUCGACCUCUCCUACAACCAAAUCCACACCCUAGUCAACAACCUGUUCGAGCACAUGCCCAACAUAAAAAUCCUCAACCUGGAAGGCAACGACUUCAAAGUUUUGGACAUCCAGACGCAACUGGCUCUAUCGUCGAUACGACGCUUACAAGACCUAAACCUGGCCAACAACGAACUCACUGAAAUGAUAGUCGGAGCUAUCGACGGACACGAGAACCUAACUCAUCUCGACUUGUCCAGGAACUUGUUGGAUUUCGUUCCACCUAGUUUGGCACACAUCGGGAAAAGUUUGGAAAUUUUGAACGUGGACGGAAAUCCAAUCAUCGAGUUCGUGUCGGAAACGUUUCGCGGUUUGUGGAACAUCACCGAACUGUCCGCGAACAACCUAACCAUGCUUAAGUACAUCAACGCGACCACUUUUGCAGCCAUGCCGAAACUGAAGAAGCUGAGUCUUUCGAAUAACACCCUUUUGGUAGAUAUUGACAGAGAAGCUUUUGGCGUCAACCAAACAUUGGAAGAGCUCUACUUGAACAACGAUGCACUCUACCACCUCGACUACAAACUUCUCCCAUGGUCACAACUCCACAUUUUUGAAUUCAAAGACAACCCUUUGAAAUGUUCGUGUGAUCUUUACAACAUCACCACCCAACUUGCUGCUGAUAUAAUGCGCGAGAAAGAUGGUCCACAUUGCGAAGAUCCAAGAACCGAAAACAUCAUUCCAGUGUUCAAGUUGGAAAGCGACAUCUGUUUGGAGAAUCUGCCACUGCCUUCACACAAAAAUCACCUGGAACAUCAUUUAUCCACAGUGAGGGUAGUCAUCAUAGUGAUGUGUGUCACUGCUUCGAUUGCUGCCAUUUUGGUUGCCAUCUUGGGUUUCGUGCGGUAUAAGAGGUACAGAAGAGAGACGAGUUAUCCGUACGCAUCUCAGAUUGCUUAUAAUCCUAUAUCUAGUACAUCAAGGUAUUAACAUGUAAACUAUUAAGUGUAUUCUAAACACAAUUUUAAAUUUAAUUAUUUAAUAAAGUCUCUACUAAGGUAA
Messenger RNA from Zophobas morio, 2802 nucleotides. RefSeq lists its product as uncharacterized. The record is from RefSeq and is a predicted model, not a curated record. NCBI's taxonomy places the organism in Eukaryota, Metazoa, Arthropoda, Insecta, Coleoptera, Tenebrionidae. Gene Ontology annotation, molecular function: protein binding. Gene Ontology annotation, cellular component: extracellular matrix. Bases 199 to 2730 code for a protein of 843 amino acids. The transcript is spliced from 9 exons.